Messenger RNA from Sciurus carolinensis (gray squirrel), 1242 nucleotides. Its product is annotated as translation initiation factor IF-2-like. The transcript has 2 exons. Bases 1 to 963 code for a protein of 320 amino acids. The record is from RefSeq and is a predicted model, not a curated record. Lineage: Eukaryota; Metazoa; Chordata; Mammalia; Rodentia; Sciuridae.
AUGAAUGAAAACAAGCGCCCGGGGGUGGGGGCGAGGGCCCCGCCUCGGGAGGCGGCCGCGGCUUUUAAAGUGGCAGCGCCCUCUCCCGCCUCGCCCGCGCCGCGCGCUCAGCACCCGGGCCGCCAGGGCCGCGGCGCGCUCCGGUGCGCCCCGACACGGGAGGCGCUCGCUGCGGGCGCCGCCCUGCGCCCGGCCCCGCUGCCCGGAGGUGUCCGCCCGCCCGCCCCGGUCCGUCCCGCACCUGCCGCACACUCACCCAGGCCGGAGCGGCGGCGGGGGCCCUCGCCGUGCGGCCCGGCCCGGGUCCCGGUGCGGGCGGAGGGCGGCGCCGCAUCAACCGCGGCGGAGAGGACGCGGGGGCAUCGCCAGAGCCGCGGCGCGCAGGCCCGCCCCUGCCGCCCCGCCGAGCGCCCCGCGGCCCCCUUCCGGCUGCCGCGUGCGGCUCUGCCGCGACCUCUCCCGGCUCGGGUGCGCCCGGCGGCUCAGCUGCAUCCACCUGGGGCUCCGCGCCUGCAGCCCCUUCCGAGAACCAGCUUAGGAAGUCCCUUCGCCCGGGCUCUCCGAGCCUCGGGAACGCGAGCUGGGCGCGGGGAGGAGGUGUGCGCGCGGGGCGCCGCUCGGCUCCCUCGGCUACCCGCGAGGCCGGCGGGCAAGGGCGGCUUCUGCCGAGAGGAUCCACGUCGCGGGCGCCGGUGGGGGAGGGGCUUCCACCCGCUUUCGCGGGGCGAGAGGAGCAAGUCCGGGUGCUUCUCAGAGCGAGGCGGGUGGACGUCGUCCCGCGCAGGCCGAAGCGCUCUGCCGAUCCCGCACGCUGGGCAGUGGACACCGCGUCCCGGGAGCCGUGGUCCGGGCAGGUCAGACUCUCCUGGGCAGCGCUCACUUCCAGUCCUCCGCCCCCGCGGUUCCACGGCGAAACGCCUGCCACAGAUGAUCACAGAGAAACACGUACAGGUUCCCUUCUGAGCCGUGGCUGGUUCUUCAUUUCUGUAAGAAAAGAUUAGCCAUCUCUCCUGCUGAUCUGGCAUUUGUAGUGAGGAGUGGAAUGGCCCUUGCAAGGAGCACCUCGGAUCUUUGACUCUGGUCAGCACACGUCACUAAUCUCCCACUUCCGAAAAGGCCUACUGCUGUCCUGUCUUCAGAGCCAGACGCAGAAGAACCUGGGUUAAUUGAAACCUACAAUUGCCUCCCAAGAUAGAGCCGUAAAAAAUAAAAUUGUGUUUUCAUUAAAACGUCUCCCGGGGC